Eimeria maxima is the source of this 369-nucleotide messenger RNA. RefSeq lists its product as hypothetical. The transcript is spliced from 2 exons. Bases 1 to 369 code for a protein of 122 amino acids. The record is from RefSeq and is a predicted model, not a curated record. Lineage: Eukaryota; Apicomplexa; Conoidasida; Eucoccidiorida; Eimeriidae.
AUGAAUGGCGCAGUCUUCGCGAAGCCACAACAACUGACGGAACGCAUUGACUCCUUGUUUGUGCCCGCUACUCUACGCUCUGCUGCUGUCCAUUUCCUUUCUCCUUGGGACACAGAUGUCUCAUCCCCUAUCGGAUGUGGUCCCAUGGAUCUUCGGGAGGCUAAGAGGGACGCCCUCAUUGUAUUGCGGCAGGAGCCGCCAUUAGCAUACACCGAUGAGAUUCACGCAGCACAAUCUUUUGCCUUCCUCCAUGUGAACUCGUCCAACCCGUCAGUUCCAAAUGCUGGUGCAUCUCUGCAAGAUGCAAGGGUGUCGAGGAGUUUCAAAAGAAAGCGGCAACUGGCGACGGCUGGAAGGGGAAGCGAUUAA